Messenger RNA from Clonostachys rhizophaga, 210 nucleotides. The record is from the annotation of a GenBank genome assembly. NCBI's taxonomy places the organism in Eukaryota, Fungi, Ascomycota, Sordariomycetes, Hypocreales, Bionectriaceae.
AUGAAUAGGAUUUCGGCCAGCUACGCCGAGUACAAUGACGGCAUCGCCGGAGAGAGACCCUACGGCACGCUCAACUGUGAGAAUAGCAUCGAGUCGGAAGGGUAUGGCAGCGAGUAUGAAAAGAUUGCCGAAACGGAAAGAAUGUUUACGGCCAGACUUAGCAAUGAGAGUCUCAACGGAGGCUACGAUAGUUCGAAGAUCCUCGUGUAA